Messenger RNA from Anguilla anguilla (European eel), 3474 nucleotides. RefSeq names its product Krueppel-like factor 10. The coding region runs from base 131 to 1528 and encodes 465 amino acids. Gene Ontology annotation, molecular function: RNA polymerase II cis-regulatory region sequence-specific DNA binding; DNA-binding transcription factor activity, RNA polymerase II-specific. Gene Ontology annotation, biological process: regulation of transcription by RNA polymerase II. The record is from RefSeq and is a predicted model, not a curated record. Lineage: Eukaryota; Metazoa; Chordata; Actinopteri; Anguilliformes; Anguillidae. The transcript has 4 exons.
UGAAACUCUGGCUGAAUGAAGCAGGAAAAGAGAAAAGAGAAACAUGCCUGGUCACAUUUAGUUCCAGGCAAGAGGCUUGACUGCGGAGGUCGACUACGUUGUAAUAGUUGUAACAAACAAAAUACAUUUUAUGUACGGUAGUUUUGCAAAGAAAAUGUUAAACUGUGCGCAUUAUCACCACCACCAGCCUUGUGAUGGUCAGCUGGCAGGGGCGGCCGGACCGAGGGACAGCGCGGGGCUCUGGCGCUACCCGGCGGAGAGGGGCGACAUCGAGGCCGUGGAGGCGCUCAUGGCCAUGAGCAGCAGCUGGAAGGCCGGGGGCCACGCCCCCCGCGACCUCCGACCCCUCACGCCGUCUUCGGACAUCUCUGAGGAGGGCGCCCUCGUGCCCGGCUCUGCGGAAUUUCAGGGGUCGCCCUUUUGUAUGACACCACCGUGCAGCCCUCCAGACUUUGAGCCUGUGCACCCCGCUCAGUCUGCUGUGUGCCGGACGCCGCAGCCGGAGGAGGAGCUGGGUCCAGCGCCCGCCGUGCCGCCCAGAUCCCACACCGCCAGCGUGAUCCGCCACACGGCCGACUCCCUGCCCUGCACCUGCAGCGCCUGUCCCGCCGACCGGCCGGACCAGGACUCCUGCGGGGAGCGGGUGCCCGGCGGGGGCGGCGCUGCCGGGUGCCCGUCGGACGUGCCGAUGGACCGAGGCGCCAGGGUGGACCCUGUGCUGCCAGCCUCCGGCCCCUCAGGACCGCUAUUGACAUUGACCCCAGUUACUAUGACUGCCCCAACUGGCCCUCCUGCCCCUACUCUGCCUAGCUGUUCUGCCCCUGCCCCAACUUGCCCUCCUGCCUCUGCCCCGGCUGGUUUGGCCCCUGUGAGGGUCUCUCCGGUGCCCGUCCUCAGCCAGAUGGUCUCCAUGCCCCGUGCCACGCGCCCCGUGGCCAUCAUGCCCGCCCCGGGCCCCGCAGAGAGCCAGCAGCAGUCAGCGGUCUGCCAGCCCCUGGUGCUCAUGGGAGGGCAGGUCGCCAGGGGCCCCGUCAUGUUCCUCGUCCCCCAGCUGGUGACCCCAAAGCAGCCCCUGGCGGGCGCGACCGCCGUCGGCAGCAGGCUUCCCGCCAUCGCCCCGGCGCCUGGCUUUGUCCCUGUGGUGCAGAAGAGCAGCCCGCCGCCCGCGGAGCCACGGGUUCGAAACCACGUCUGCUCCCACCCCAGCUGUGGGAAGACCUACUUCAAGAGCUCCCAUCUGAAGGCCCACACGAGGACUCACACAGGUGAGAAGCCUUUCUUCUGCAGCUGGGAGGGGUGCGAGAGACGAUUCGCCCGCUCGGACGAGCUGUCCCGCCACCGCCGCACCCACACGGGGGAGAAGCGCUUCGCCUGUCCCAUGUGCCACAGCCGCUUCAUGCGCAGCGACCACCUGGCCAAGCACGCCCGCCGGCACCUGAGCGCCAAGAAAGUGCCCUACUGGCAGAUGGAGGUCAGCUUCCUCAAGGACUUCACCACAGUGUGCCCUCCGCCCUUAGCUUUGCCCUGAGGGUCCUGCUACACUGCGCCCUACACCCUUUACCCUGAGGGUCCUGGUACAGUGCGCCCUACACCCUUUACCCUGAGGGUCCUGGUACACUGCGCCCUACACCCUUUACCCUGAGGGUCCUGGUACAGUGCGCCCUACACCCUUUACCCUGAGGGUCCUGGUACAGUGUGCCCUACACCCUUUACCCUGAGGGUCCUGGUACACUGCGCCCUACACCCUUUACCCUGAGGGUCCUGGUACACUGCGCCCUACACCCUUUACCCUGAGGGUCCUGGUACAGUGUGCCCUACACCCUUUACCCUGAGGGUCCUGGUACACUGCGCCCUACACCCUUUACCCUGAGGGUCCUGGUACACUGCGCCCUACACCCUUUACCCUGAGGGUCCUGGUACAGUGUGAUCUCCACCAGCACUCUAGGGAUAUGCGGAAAGAACUUUAGGAAGAUGGCUCACUCAGAGAGGAUCCCUACAGCACAAUAAUUCAAUUGCACUCAGACAUUUUGGGUUAGUUUUGCAGCUAUGCCCAGGUUUCCAUUGCAGUUCAGGUAAGAUGGGAAGUCAGGGAGGACUUUGAACUUUGCUGCUGUUGGUACUACUACGUACUACUUUUGUGGGGUUUUCUUUUGUUUAAGAUUUUUGUUUACACUAUGUAAGACUACUGUAAUUAUGUCAGCAUUAUGUUUUAUACCAAAGUCAGGGGUGACCCGGUUGUAGAAGGUCCCUGCUGAUCGUAAUCAUGACCUAUGCUUGUCUGUUUCCUGUCAGAAUUUUCUGAAGCACUGUCGCCAUGGUAAAGAGUCAAACGGCACCUGUUCAGCUGCAGAGCUGCAGCCAGGUUGGCUUGAGGUAGAGCCUAAGCUUGCAAAGCUGGUAUGGCACUAUUGCAUUUCCAUUGCAUCACCCAUAAGCCUUCGCACCCAAACGAAGCACGUGACAUUGCACUUGCCUGGACAGGUUUGUGCACUUAUGGGCGGCAUUUGUACCUGCAAAUUGCUUCUGAAAUAUAAUAAUUAACAAAGAUUCCCCUUGGUAAUAUUGUCAGAGCUGGAAUUCAUGCUUCUGUUUGGGACAUCUUUCCUUUGCAAGUAAAAGAAAUGCAAUUUGUUUAGUACAGACAAAGCUUCGGAAAUGCCUCUGCCUACGGUUCACUUGUAUGCCAGCCAGCAGAAGUAAUAAUGCCAGAUUGAGCCGACACAAACAGCUUUAAUCUGGAUGGAGAAAAUAAUGUAGUGGAAAUCACCUCAGACCAAACUGGUUCCUGCUCUGUAGUAACAAUGCAGGGCUGCUCUUUGUCUGUCACCUGGUCUCGCCAAACUGAAUGAACAGAACUAGUCCUCAUUUAGCGUAGCAGUGUUAUAGUUAAGGGCUUAAUCACGAUGCAGCAAACUGCUUAAUGAGAGUCUGAGCACAAGUGACUUGUCCUCUUAAAAAACAGACUUAUGGGCGAAGUUCACACUUCAUUCACUUCAUGGAGUUGUUACUGUACAAUGCAGUGUUAAAUACAUUUUCCAUCAACCAGCAGUUUUCUUUUUUACAUUUGUUUUCAUUGGUGAUUUAUUUGUGUUUUUGGCUUGGAGUUUGGUGAAGGGAAAUUUUGUUUGAUACUGUUUGUGAACUGUGACCAAUAUCAAUUGUUUUCAAAUUUGCUUAAAUUAAGGAAUUAUCAUCCCAAAUUAUUUAGUUAGUUUUUUCCAAUCGCCUUUAGAUCAGAUUCCCAGAUAAAACUACUGAACUUAUUUCAUUGAAUUUUGUUUAAUGUGUUUUGAACAUUGUAACAAAGAAUAUAAAAUAGAAUAUACAAUUUUGACCAAAUCAAUAUUGGGAAAAAUAUCAAAGGUUAGGUUAUAUAAUACCUGGAAUAUCGAAUGAACCAACUAUUUUAUAUUGAUGAUUUUGCACAGAACUUCUGAUUUGUUUUCUAAGAUAAUAAACAUAUUUUGUUAUAAA